This is a messenger RNA of Penicillium angulare, 414 nucleotides long. RefSeq lists its product as uncharacterized. NCBI's taxonomy places the organism in Eukaryota, Fungi, Ascomycota, Eurotiomycetes, Eurotiales, Aspergillaceae. The transcript has 3 exons. Bases 1 to 414 code for a protein of 137 amino acids. The record is from RefSeq and is a predicted model, not a curated record.
AUGUCUUCUUGUGAUGGAGGGCAACUCUUGUUUAAUGUGUUACUUGGGGGCCAAGAGGGAAGACAGUCUAAAAAAGUUCUCUUCAAUGGGCAUCUAGAUGCGUGUGAGGGAAUAGUGAACGAAAUUCAACCCAAACCUGAUAUCGCAGUGCUUGGCAUUGCUGAAAGGGCAAAUUUAAACGGAAGGCCAUUUGAUGGGUCCGCAGCCACGUUUGCGACCAAAUUGGUCAAAUGGAUUAGAGAGCCGCAGAAAGUCAUCUGGUGUUUACGUGAUGAGUGGGAAGUCUGCUUCAAGUCAACUAUGUCAUCAAACCGUACCGGGUUGAUACAAGAGCCGCGACAGAAGCUGUGGAGGCAAAGACGAGCUCACGAAUUGUGGAUCUGCCUCAUGAAUACGGGGAAACCAAAUAGGUAG